CAGAUAGUCCACUCUUGGUCUACUCCAGUGUCAUGGCGUACUGACACAGCUUUAUUUGGUUUUUUGUCGAAAUGGUCCUGUGCAUGUCAUAGUUGUUUUGUUGAAGUAAAUCUUUUACAGGUUAGAAGCUAGACCUAUCCCAAGCCAUUCACUACAAACAUAGUUGUUCUUCAGGGCAUAGCAGUUCGGAGGUUUUCUCAGCAAUAUGGCUGGAAGCAGUAUGGCUCAGAAGACUUGGGAGCUAACAAAUAGCAUGCAGGAAGUUCAAAGUAUUGAUGAAAUUUACAAGUAUGACAAAAAACAGCAACAAGAAAUUCUAGCAGCGAAACCAUGGACAAAAGACCAUCACUACUUCAAAUACUGCAAGAUCUCAGCUUUGGCUUUGCUGAAGAUGGUGAUGCAUGCCCGAUCUGGGGGUAACCUGGAGGUGAUGGGACUGAUGUUGGGUAAGGUGGACGGAGAGACGAUGAUCAUAAUGGACAGCUUUGCUCUGCCAGUGGAGGGUACGGAGACUAGGGUGAACGCACAAGCUGCAGCCUAUGAAUACAUGGCUGCAUACAUAGAGAACGCCAAACAGGUUGGGCGCUUGGAGAACGCUAUUGGAUGGUACCACAGUCACCCGGGUUACGGAUGUUGGUUGUCAGGUAUUGAUGUCAGCACUCAGAUGCUCAACCAGCAAUUUCAGGAGCCUUUCGUUGCUGUCGUGAUUGACCCAACUCGCACCAUAUCUGCUGGGAAAGUUAAUCUAGGAGCUUUCAGAACCUAUCCCAAGGGCUACAAACCACCCGAUGAAGGACCGUCAGAGUACCAGACAAUUCCCUUGAAUAAGAUUGAAGACUUUGGGGUGCACUGCAAGCAGUACUAUGCAUUGGAAGUUACUUACUUUAAAUCAUCACUUGACCGCAAAUUAUUGGAGCUCCUGUGGAAUAAAUACUGGGUUAACACUCUAAGUUCAUCAAGUCUGCUGACAAACUCGGACUACACCACGGGACAGGUGUUUGACCUGUCGGAGAAACUCGAGCAGUCAGAAGCUCAGCUGGGUCGGGGCAGUUUCAUGCUGGGCCUGGACACACACGACAGAAAGAUUAGAAACCUUAACAUUUUUAAUCCAUUACUUAAUUAUUAUAUGGUUCACAGGUGACAUCAAAUAAAAUUAAUUUGUUUAUCUGCAUCACUGUUGUAAUCAGAAAAAUAUGGAUGACAUAUCCCUUUCUCCACAUGAAACUCACAGAAGCCUGGUUAAAAGUGUCUAUCAAGGUGGGGAACGCUUAAUACUCUCUGUCCAGCAGGUGGCACAACAACCAUCACAGCUUUGGGGUUGGACUUGGAUCAAACCAAGUCUGAAAGGGGGGGGGGGCAUUUUAUACGUUUAUUUAAACAUCCCACUGAUACUCAAAUGCAGCAUAAAGUAUUAACUGAUGUUUUAUUAUAUUGUUUUUUUUGAUAAAUACUUAUCACAGAUCCUUCAACAAAACUGUUGUGCCUUUGUAUAAUACCUACAGAUAGUCCACUCUUGGUCUACUCCAGUGUCAUGGCGUACUGACACAGCUUUAUUUGGUUUUUUGUCGAAAUGGUCCUGUGCAUGUCAUAGUUGUUUUGUUGAAGUAAAUCUUUUACAGGUUAGAAGCUAGACCUAUCCCAAGCCAUUCACUACAAACAUAGUUGUUCUUCAGGGCAUAGCAGUUCGGAGGUUUUCUCAGCAAUAUGGCUGGAAGCAGUAUGGCUCAGAAGACUUGGGAGCUAACAAAUAGCAUGCAGGAAGUUCAAAGUAUUGAUGAAAUUUA
Messenger RNA from Alosa sapidissima (American shad), 1784 nucleotides. Its product is annotated as COP9 signalosome complex subunit 5-like. Gene Ontology annotation, molecular function: metallopeptidase activity; protein binding; deNEDDylase activity. The transcript has 7 exons. The record is from RefSeq and is a predicted model, not a curated record. Bases 206 to 1141 code for a protein of 311 amino acids. Gene Ontology annotation, biological process: protein deneddylation. Gene Ontology annotation, cellular component: COP9 signalosome; cytoplasm. Lineage: Eukaryota; Metazoa; Chordata; Actinopteri; Clupeiformes; Clupeidae.